CUGUGACGGGACAGAAGCAGAAGAUCCUCCGAGCCGCAGACAGACAGACACGUGACGAAGAUGAACUCCUCCUCGCGCCUCCGCUGCCUCCUCCUGCUCCUCGUCUCCCUCACCGCCUCCAUCAGCUGCACCUCCGCCGCGCAGAGAGACUCCAAACUCCGCCUGUUGCUGCACCGGACCCCGCUGCUGGGCUCCAAACAGGACAUGUCGCGGUCCUCGCUGGCGGAGCUGCUCCUCUCUGACCUCCUGCAGGUGGAGAACGAGGCUCUGGAAGAGGAGAACUUCCCUCUGGCUGACGGUGAACCCGAAGACAUCCGCGUCGACCUGGAGCGCGCCGCCGGCAGCGGCCCGCUGCGCCCCCGAGAGAGGAAAGCCGGCUGCAAGAACUUCUUCUGGAAGACCUUCACAUCCUGCUGAGAGCCUCCUCCUCCGCCUCCCGCUCCUCCCGCUCCUCCUGCUCCUCCUGCUGUACAGAAACACGAGACUGACGUGAUUAGUUUGGAUGAAGUGUUUUGAUUUUUCUGAGCUGAUUCUUUCUGAAUGUAAACUUGAUGAAACUAUUUUUAAUUGUUGGUUUGAAUAAAAUCUGUUUGAGACAAACA
This is a messenger RNA of Oreochromis niloticus (Nile tilapia), 602 nucleotides long. RefSeq names its product somatostatin-1. Gene Ontology annotation, biological process: regulation of cell migration. Gene Ontology annotation, cellular component: extracellular region. The record is from RefSeq and is a predicted model, not a curated record. Gene Ontology annotation, molecular function: hormone activity. NCBI's taxonomy places the organism in Eukaryota, Metazoa, Chordata, Actinopteri, Cichliformes, Cichlidae.